Monascus purpureus is the source of this 2056-nucleotide messenger RNA. The record is from the annotation of a GenBank genome assembly. Lineage: Eukaryota; Fungi; Ascomycota; Eurotiomycetes; Eurotiales; Aspergillaceae.
UCGUCCUAGCCCAUCCCUCUUUUCAUCCCCUAUUCCACUCUUUCCAUUGUCUUUCUGAUUGUAUUCCAUCGAUAUCUCUGUUCCCUCGUGCUUCGAAGGUAUAACUCACCGUUUUCAUAGAUCCCCUUGCCCUGAUAACGUGCCUGAUAACGUGCUGACAGUUGCCUGCUGCCUAGCUUCCCAAGGUACUUGUCGUCGGAGCACACCCCUUUUCAUGAAGAUGAGAGUUGUACCAGCGACUCUCCUCAUCGGCGCGGCCGUUGCCGCUGUUCCUCCUGUUCAGCAGAUCCUCGAGGCACCAAGGGAGGACUUCGAUGCUGAAACCCUGCCGAAGCCUCUCGAGUCUAUCCAGGACAAGCUGAAGUCGAUCUGGGAGGACACCCAGGAGCUAUGGGAUGAGGCAUCCUACUACUUGCCUUCCAAGGAUGAUUUGCCCACUGUCUCGAUGCCGAAGCCAAGUAGACGUCGUCCCGACUCUCAUUGGGACCACAUUGUCCGUGGAUCCGAUGUGCAGAGUAUCUGGGUUACCGGCGCUAAUGGCCAGAAAGAGCGUGAGAUUGACGGGAAGCUUGAGGCCUACGAUCUCCGGGUCAAGAAGGUUGACCCUAGCACGCUCGGUAUCGAUCCCGAUGUAAAGCAGUACAGCGGUUAUCUCGAUGAUAACGAGAACGAUAAGCAUCUGUUCUACUGGUUCUUCGAGUCUCGUAAUGACCCCAAGAACGACCCCGUCGUCCUCUGGCUCAAUGGUGGCCCCGGUUGCUCUUCUCUCACCGGUCUCUUCCUGGAGCUGGGCCCCAGUGCCAUCAACAAGGAUAUCAAGGCUGUCUACAAUGAACACUCAUGGAACUCCAAUGCCUCCGUGAUCUUCCUUGACCAGCCUGUCAAUGUUGGCUACUCCUACAGCAGUUCUCCUGUCAGUGAUACCGUUGCUGCUGGCAAGGAUGUCUAUGCUCUGCUCUCUCUCUUCUUCGAGCAAUUCCCUGAAUACGCGAAGCAGGACUUCCACAUUGCCGGAGAGUCCUACGCUGGCCACUACAUUCCAGUCUUCGCUGCUGAGAUCCUCUCCCACAAGAAGCGCAACAUCAACCUCAAGUCGGUGCUUAUCGGAAACGGUCUGACUGAUGGUCUCACCCAAUACCCGUACUAUAGACCAAUGGCUUGCGGUGAGGGUGGCUACCCUGCUGUUCUGGAUGAGUCCUCCUGCCAAUCUAUGGACAAUGCCCUUCCUCGCUGCCUUUCAAUGAUCCAGGCCUGCUACGACAGUGAGAGUGCUUGGGUCUGUGUCCCUGCCUCCAUCUACUGCAACAACGCACUCCUGGCUCCUUAUCAGCGUACGGGACAGAACGUCUACGAUGUCCGUUCCAAGUGCGAGGGUGGCAGCCUCUGCUACAAGGAGAUGGACUACGUUUCUGAGUACCUUAACAAGCCCGAAGUUAGAAAGGCUCUGGGUGCCGAAGUUGAGGGCUACGACUCCUGCAACUUUGACAUCAACCGUGACUUCCUCUUUCACGGUGACUGGAUGAAGCCAUAUCACCGCCUGGUUCCUGGCCUUCUCGAGCAGAUUCCUGUCCUGAUCUAUGCCGGAGACGCUGACUUCAUCUGCAACUGGCUCGGCAACAAGGCUUGGACCGAGGCCCUCGAGUGGUCCGGCCAGGCCAAGUAUGCUGCUGCCAAAUUGGAGGGCCUCGACAGCCGCAUUGACGGCGAGGAGAUUGGCCAGGUCAAGUCCUAUGGCAACUUCACCUACAUGCGUAUCUACGGAGGUGGACACAUGGUUCCCAUGGACCAACCGGCAGCCAGUCUGGAGUUCUUCAACCGCUGGCUCGGUGGUGAGUGGUUCUAAGUUGUGACAUGUCAGUCAACUUCCCAAGCAUGACAAUUUGGACCUUUUUUUUUAAGCUACGUAUGGUUCGCAUGGCUAUUCUCGUUCCAUUAGAUGGACAAGGUGCAUGGAUUCCGGAAAUGAUGGAUUUGGUCGGGGUGGCCAAUGCCAUUUCAGGUUCCAGCGUCUUAUUGCUGAAUUUUUGUUUUCGGGUGGCGUCCAGUAACUGCAUAC